Molecule: messenger RNA, 3666 nt
Organism: Hyposmocoma kahamanoa
Lineage: Eukaryota; Metazoa; Arthropoda; Insecta; Lepidoptera; Cosmopterigidae
Gene: trp
Product: transient receptor potential protein-like
Exons: 19
Coding region: 1-3483 (1160 amino acids)
Biological process (GO): manganese ion transport; calcium ion transmembrane transport; regulation of cytosolic calcium ion concentration
Cellular component (GO): membrane; cation channel complex
Molecular function (GO): store-operated calcium channel activity; protein binding; inositol 1,4,5 trisphosphate binding
Source: RefSeq, a predicted model, not a curated record
AUGAACCGCGGGUCCCGCGAAGAGCUGCUGGGCAGCUCUCAGGAGGCUCUCCGGAACAGCCAGCACGACCUCCGGAAUAUUUAUGAGCGGCCUCUCUCCAGGGAAGAGAAAACAUACCUUCUCCAUGCUGACAGAGGAGACUACGCAACCGUAAAAAGGUUAAUAGAUCAAUACUCAAGGAACGAGGAUGUGUUCGAUAUCAACUGCGUGGACCCUUUGAACCGGUCGGCUCUCAUUGCUGCAAUCGAGAACGAGAAUAUCGAGCUUAUCAAACUACUGUUGGAUUCUGGAAUCAAAGUUAAGAGUUGGGAGUCCGUUGAUCCUUCCGCGUCAACGUUCACGCCGGAUAUCACCCCUUUGAUCCUGGCUGCUCACAGGAACCACUAUGAAAUUCUAAAGAUCCUGCUAGACAGAGGCGCCACGCUCCCCGUGCCCCACGACGUCAAGUGCGGCUGCGACGAAUGCGUCAAGUCCUCCCAGGAAGACUCCCUCCGCCAUUCUCAAGCUCGUAUCAACGCUUACCGCGCUCUAACGUCUCCUUCCCUCAUCGCUCUAUCUUCUGCUGACCCUCUACUCACAGCUUUCCAGUUGUCUUGGGAGCUGGGUAGACUCAGCAGAAUGGAGACCGAGUUUCGAGUGGAAUAUAAGGCGUUGCGUCAUCAGUGUCAAGAAUUCGCCACCGCACUUCUGGAUCACACACGAACGUCCAAGGAGUUAGAGAUCAUGCUCAACUACAACCCCCUGGAACUUGACAUUUGGGAGCCAGGAGAACGACAGACCUUGGGACGAUUAAAGCUUGCUAUUCAGUAUAAACAGAAAAUGUUUGUAGCCCAUCCGAAUGUCCAGCAACUCCUCAGUGCGAUAUGGUACGAGGGCCUGCCCGGGUUUAAACGGAAAAACAUCGUCGGACAGUGCGCGCAGGUGGCAAGAAUGGGCAUAAUGUUUCCCGUGUACUGCACGAUCUACAUGCUAGCUCCCAACUCCGAGUACGGACGGUUCAUGAAGAAACCGUUCGUUAAAUUCAUCUGCCACAGUUGUUCUUAUAUGUUGUUUCUUUGUCUCCUUUCCCUAGCGUCUCAACGCAUAGAAUACUUACUCCUAGAAUGGUCCGGUAUCCGAUGGCUACAGGAAUUAGUGGAGUACUGGAAGGAACACGAGCGCGGUUCACUGCCGGGCAUCAUCGAGUUCACGGUCGUCAUCUACAUAGCAAGCUUAAUAUGGGCUGAAAUUCGAUCACUUUGGACCGGCGGUAUCUCGGAGUACAUCAGUGAUCUGUGGAACAUCGUGGACUUCAUAACCAACAUGUUUUAUAUUGCGUGGAUCAGUCUACGUGUAUCUUCUUGGUACAUUGUACAGCGUGACUACAAAAAUGGCCUAGAUCCGUGGUACCCUCGCGAGCGUUGGGAUUCUUACGAUCCGAUGCUUCUAUCCGAAGGCGCCUUCGCAGCCGGCAUGAUCUUGUCAUUCCUCAAACUGGUGCACAUCUUCUCUAUCAACCCUUACCUCGGGCCUUUGCAAGUCUCUUUAGGAAGAAUGAUAUUGGAUAUCAUUAAAUUCUUCUUUGUUUAUAUGUUGGUGCUGUUUGCUUUUGGGUGUGGUCUCAAUCAACUCAUGUGGUACUACGCCGAACUGGAGAAAAUUAAAUGCUAUCAUCAUCCAAAUGGAAUACCAGAUUUCGAUAACCAAGAGCGAGCCUGCACUAUUUGGAGAAGAUAUGCCAACUUAUUCGAAACUUCUCAGUCUCUCUUCUGGGCGUCUUUCGGUCUUGUGGACCUGACGACAUUCGAACUGACCGGCAUUAAGAGCUUUACCCGCUUCUGGGCAUUGCUGACCUUCGGCUCAUACUCCGUUAUCAAUAUUAUUGUGCUAUUGAACAUGCUUAUUGCUAUGAUGUCCAAUUCUUAUCAGAUCAUUUCGGAACGAGCUGACAUGGAAUGGAAAUUUGCGCGCAGUACACUCUGGAUGUCAUAUUUCGACGACGGCGACACUGUUCCUCCACCGUUCAACAUCAUACCUACCCCGAAGCAAUUAGUGGGAUGGAUAAAUAACUGUUUCACCAGCAGAGACAGAGGAUCUAUUAUAAACAAAUCCCGCGAGAAAGCACGUCAAGACCAUGAAGCGGUAAUGCGGGUCCUGGUCCGGCGAUACGUGAUGGCUGAGCAAAGAGCUCGCGAUGAGGUCGGCGUCACCGAAGACGACGUUAUGGAGAUCCGACAGGAUAUCUCCACGUUACGAUAUGAGCUCAUCGAUAUCCUGCAUAACAAUGGCAUGAAGACGCCUAGGAUCAAUCAACAGGAUGCUACAGUAUCGGGCAAGAAAGGCAAAGUCAUGGAGCGACGCAUCCUGAAGGACUUCCAGAUCGGAAUUGUGGAAGGCAUAAUCAAAGAUGUUAUUUCACGCGAGACCAAGCCUAAAGAUGUUUUCAGUCAGAUUGCUAAGGCGAUUGUUCGACGGGGAAGUACUGACAGCAAGAAACGCGACUGGAAUGCGGUCGUGCGCACGAAUACGAUGCAGCGUGACCCUAUUGGUACAACGGCUGAACUACAAAUCAAGCGCUGCCGACAAUCACUUAGAGCUCAUAUCCUUGACAAUGUUGAAGCUCGUACCAUUGAUCCGCAGAAAUUGCUAGAGUACAACCCAAAUCUGCAAGAGGUAACGCCAACAACGCGAGUAGCAUACGCGAAAUUCAUGCGCAGCAAGAUCAAAUCCGAUUUCACGGCGAAAGAAAACAGAAAGAAAACCUCAGAAUCCGAAAUCAGUUUGGAGGACGAGGUGUUUGAAACGCCCAAAAAGCAAGCCUCCAAAAGAUAUAAAUCGUUCCGUAGCAGAACGCCAAUCCCGGAAACAUCAGACGACGAAGGACUUAAAGACAAUGAAGUAAAAGUGGAAGCUGAUAUUGAAGAUAAAGGUUCCGAAGGUGGAUCGGAACAAACAAGACCAUUGAAAUCAUCGUCUCAAGAACCAUCAGAACCGAGUACACCAGGUUACGACCCCAUCAGUGAUAAACGUCUACCACCGCCACCGCAAUUUGAUACCAAAGAGCAUAUCGUACAAAUCGAAGAACCCGAAUCUCCAUCAACAACUCUUUAUAUAACUAAAGAAGAAGAUUAUUGUUUGCAAAAGCCUUUAAGUCCUACUACGAAUGAAUGCUCUCAGUUAGAACAAAUACUUUCCGCUUCGACUCUGGACUCCCAGUAUAGACAAAUGACAAAAGACCCUGAAUUAGGUCUACCUGAAGCCAGUUCUUCAAAGGUUUCAGAACAAUCACCAGUAAUAUCUGAAUCUACAAGCGGGACUCCUAAAUUUAGUUCUACAUUGACUGCUCCUAGUCCGAGUCCUACGACUUCCAGUCCCACGACUCCUAGACAUACUUCUAGCCCUAGAUCUUCUGGAGUUAGCCCUGCAAUAUCCCCUUCGAUGACUACUAAAACUGAUAAGGGUAAGUCCAAAGUGACUGGCAAAGUUGUUUCUGGCUGGCUAUAAAUUUUAACACUAAGUGAUGCCUCAUUGCAUUACCUAAAUUGCAAUGUGCUAAGAAAUUUUGCUCACACUUUACUUACUACUUAAAAUUGCCUUUAUUAUAUGUUUAAGUGUGAGUAAUAGCCACUGAAAUUAGUAUAAUGUAAAUGGGGUUUUCAAAUUAGUAUUCGACCCUGAAAAUAAUGG